AAAGUUUUCAAAAGAAACAAGAAAAUUUCUUGUCACAAUUGAUUUGUCGUCGUCUGACGUUUAGUGCCGCCGGGUUUUCAUUUUGUAUUCGUCAUCCGUUCAUACGGAUCCGUAAUGAUUGUUCAAUUUGUUUUGUCUCCUUAGUUGAACACGAACAACUAUUCAUCUUUUGAUUGAUUUGAUAACUUUAUUGUUGCCAUUUGUUUCAUCAACAUCAGGCCAAGAACAUGAAAAGAUUCAACAUGUCCGCUGUACAGACAAUUUAUUCUUUAUUGUUUUUACUAUUAUUAUCGUCAGAGCAAUUAAUUGCUCAAAUAUCGAACACAAAUAUUGAUAAAAUAUUAAUGUUGAAUAAAAUCAUUGCAGCUAACAAUAAAACUAUAUCAUCGGCAGCUGAACGACGAAAAGCAGUUACGAUCGGCCUAAAUCGUUGGAUUCGUCCAUUGACCAUACAGGUUCCGGAUGUUAUUAGCAAUUUAUUGCCCAGUUCAUCGAAUAUAAUCAAAGUUCAUGAUACUACAACACGUUCGACAAAUAAAACGCAAACGGAAAAAACAACAUCUUCCACCAAAGAAAUGAUGAAUACGAAUAAUAACAAUCCAUUCAUGAAUUAUGAUCCGAUGAAAUUAUUGAAUGAUUUUGAUCAACAGCCGAAUAUUUUCACUAAACAACCAUAUACGGGUACUACUGGACAAAGCAUGUUAAAAUAUAUGCCAAAUUCAUCGUCAUUUCUGGAUGAAGGCACAAUCGGUGAUAUGAAUGGUGCAAUGAUACCAUUGAAUAUAAUGCCAACACAAAUGAUGAAUAUGAUGUCAUUACAACAACAACAACAACAACCACAACAUUAUAUGGAUUAUGGCCAUCACCAUCAACAAACAUUAUGGACAAGACCAAUUAAUCCAUCGUCAUUAUCAUCGAGUAGAAAACCAAAUAUGGCAAACUUUCAAUCAAUUGAAUCAAAUGGAGGCAGAAAUCGUUAUGUUGAUAAUUUUAGUCAAAGUAAUAACGAUGAUGAUUCAAAAGUUCAACAAUCACCAAUAAAAAUUGAGUCAUCUAAAAAUUAUAUGUCAUCACCAACUUCGUCAUCACCAUGGAAUGAUGAUGAUAUGAAAACAACUGGAAAUUUCGGAACAACAUCUUCCAUAGGAAGACAUAUGGAUCAAUCUGAUAAAUCAAAUGAAAAAUCGCCAAGGCCCGAUGAUUCAGUUGAAAAAAUGAAUUAUUAUAAAAAAUUAUUCGAUUCAUUUGAUGAUGAUACAAACUCAUUCGGAGAUUUAUUUUCUUCACCAACAAAACAACCUCAAUAUCACCGUAAUCAUAAUCACAACAAUCAACAGUCUCAUUCACAAGAUGAUUAUCCACAGACACAGAAUCAUCCGGAAUCAUCACAUAAUGAACAAGCAGAUUUUUUUCAUGAGUCGACAAUGACAAAAGGACUUAAUCAAUUGGAGUCGAAUGAUGAACAUCGAACCCAUUCCGAUUCAUUGAUGCAGCAAUCACAUUAUAGUCCGAAUUAUUUUGGCAAUAAUGAAAAUAAAAAAUAUCUUUCAGCGGCGGCCAGUUCAAUCGAACCGAUUAUUGUACCAGGACCAAAAGGAUUUUCAAAGGAAAUAAAAUCGAACGAACAACAGAAACCACCUGGGUUAUCAUUGAAUUCGAUACCAUCAAUGAUAUUACCAAUGAUGAUUCGUGAUACAUUGCCAGAUCAUCAUAUAAAAACUAAUCAUCCACGACCUGUAGCUAGUCGAUUUAAGGAAUUUUUCAAAAAUUUGAUCAAUACCAAAUUGUGAAAUUUUUUCUAAAAUCAAAAGAUUGAAUUUUUUUUUCUGCUU
Dermatophagoides farinae (American house dust mite) is the source of this 1832-nucleotide messenger RNA. RefSeq lists its product as uncharacterized. The record is from RefSeq and is a predicted model, not a curated record. NCBI's taxonomy places the organism in Eukaryota, Metazoa, Arthropoda, Arachnida, Sarcoptiformes, Pyroglyphidae.